GCAUCCCGCGGAGACGAAAGGAAAUAAGAGAAUAGUUUCGAAACGUCGGGACAGGCACCCUUGCGAAGGAUGUUGCCAUCUGGCGGUCCCUUAUUUCCCCGGACCUCCUUGGCUGGCGACAUGCAGCAGAAGCGGCGCGAGUCUGCUUGACCUCCGCCUCCAGCAGGAAGAAGCGAGGGCCAGAGGGCGCCAGCCUGUUUGCGGAAGCCCUGACGGAAGACCGCCCUAGACGCACGCCCUGCGACAGAUGGCGUACCCUGCCCGGCUGGAGGUGGCCACCCUCCUGGGGGCGGGGGAAGGGGGGAGCGAGGACCCGCCAGGAGCCCCCACCGCCAACCCUGGUCUUCCUCCUGUAGCAGAUACUACUACCACGGCUCCUCAGGGGGUCUUCGUUAUCGCCGACUCGGCCAAGAGGUCCAAGUCUGCAGGCAUGGUGGCCUCAGGGCGCGCCGCCUCCUCCGGCCGAGCGGACCCCCUGCGCCCGCCCGCCGCCGCCGCCCCCGUCGGGCGCCUGGCCCCCUCGCCGCGCCCUCGCUCCAGCCCGCGCAUCGGGCGGCGCUGCACUCGGGUCACGCCCCUCCCGCCCGGCACCGUCCUCCACGCCCCGCCGGACGCGACGGACGGCCUGCAGGAGCCCAGCCGCCGCGCCAAGGGCAAGGCGACGUCGCCAGCCGGGCGCCGCCCUUCGCGCCCAACGCCCGGCAGGAGUCCUUCGCACCCCCCGUGGAGCGGCAGGAGUUCGAGAGCCUCCAGCGCCGCCAUCAGGGAGGACGCCCAGGCGCCGUGGCCGACGUCCUCCCUGGACAGCGGCCCCAUCGAGCACUCCACGCCCGCGCCCUCCUCGUCGCCCGCCCGCGCCUCCUCCAAGGAAAGUCGAAGUCCCUGGCGAGGGAUGUACACAGUGCCAACCAUCAACGUGGCAUCGGAUACGUCAAGCACAGGAAGGAAAUGGCUGCGGUACUGUGCCUCUCCAAGCAGUGACGUCAGUAAUUUCACGAGCCUCGAGCACAGCCGCUACGUGACGGAGCGAAUCCACAACCUGGUGACGGCUUUCAGUCAGCGAGCGAGCAGAGUCAAGGCGCAGAUCACGCAGCCUCCCACGCCUUCUACGGAGCUGUCUGAGGGAGGAGAGGACUCCCACCGUCCCCCAGACCUCCGUCAGCGCCUCGAUUCCCUGAUGCCGGAGCUGUCGUCACGGUCGCCGUCGCCACACUCCCUGGUGGGCGUGAAUACCCGUCGGGCGCGCCUCCUCCGUCGGUUCCGCUCCUGCAGGAGGGCGCUCGACUUCCCCAAGGCCAUGGAGCCGCAUAGCCGCCUGUACAUCUGGUGGCUGCUCGUGGUCUCCAUCGCCUACGUGUACAACGCGUGGGUGAUUCCCCUCCGCUUCGUGUUCAGCGAGUACCAGAACGAACAGAACUUGGUGUACUGGAUGGGGGCAGACUACACAGCCGACCUGAUCUACGUCAUGGAUAUAUUGUUGUUCCAGUCGCGAAUUAAAUACCUGGCCAAUGGUUUUUGGGUCAGUUCCAGUAAGCUUAUGAGGACGCACUAUGUCAAGUCGGCGAAAUUCCGAUACGACCUCAUCGCCCUGUUGCCUCUUGAUUUCCUUUACUUCAAGUUCGGUCAUUUAUCCAUAUUCAGGCUGCCUCGACUCAUCAAGAUUAAGACCUUUUGGGAAUUCUUCAAUCGUCUCGACUCGGUUCUGUCAUCUCCCCACGCGGUUCGAGUGGUUCGGACGGUGCUCAACAUGCUCUACCUGAUCCACCUGAACACCUGUGCUUAUUACGGGUUUUCCAAGGUGGAGGGCAUUGGGUCCAACCGCUGGGUCUUCCAGGGCAAAGGAAACGCGGUCUUCGUCUUCGCUCUGCUGAUUGGCCAGAUCCGGGACAUCGUGGCAACGGCGACGCGGAACCAGAACGAAUACCGGAAAGUGAUGGACCAGACGCAGGCCUACCUCCACCGCCUCAACCUGCCGCCCCUUCUGCAGGAGCGCGUCAGGCUGUGGUUCACCUACACGUGGCAUAACCAGAAGACGCUGGACGAGAUGAGAUGCCUCCAGUCCCUGCCGCGGAAAAUGAGGACGGACAUCGCCAUCAACGUGCACAUCCAGACGCUUUCCAAAGUGCAACUGUUUCAGGACUGCGACAAAGCGCUGCUCAGGGACCUCGUGCUUAAACUCAAACCGGUCCUGUAUUUACCCGGGGACUACGUGUGUAAAAAGGGAGAAGUAGGGAAGGAAAUGUACAUCGUGCAGACGGGCCAGGUGCUCGUGAUGGGUGGCGAGCGAGGCGACGUGGUGCUCGCGACGUUGGGAGAAGGCAGCGUCUUCGGGGAAAUCUCUCUGCUGGCGCUCGCGGGAGGGAAUCGACGCACGGCUAAUGUCCGGUCUCGCGGGUUUAGCAGUCUUUUCGUACUGAGCAAAUCCGACCUCCAAGCCACGAUCAAGGAUUACCCAGAGGCACAGGAGAUUCUCAAGAAGAAGGCCAAGCGACUGAUCAAGCAGAAUCAAGCAAGGGAGAAGCAGGAACCGCCAGCAGACGAGAACGUGAUCAUCAAAUCGCGAGAAAGUACACCCAAGUUACUGCAUACUGUGUUGCAGGUGGUGCGUCCGGACUCCUACACGGCCAGCGUCAUCCGCCGUUCCUCCCGGACGUUCUCUCGCUCGACGCUGGACAUCCCCUCGUUCGAUUCCGUGUCCGAGGUCGGCGGGUGGCCGUGGCUUCCGUCUCCUCGCCAGCUCGUGUCCUCGGCUUCCCUCGAGGUCCCUACUAGAAGCAGUAGGAGGUCUGCCAGGAUGGCUUUCAGGUCAUCGCUGGAGGUCCCCAGUAACAGCAUCCGUCACCUUGGCGGCGGCGUUCCGGCAAAGACGAGCAUGUCCGAAUCCUUGGCCGAGGAGGAAGAAGAGGUUAGCUUGGUUCCUUCUUACGGUUUCGAACGAGUGUGUUCAUUGUUGAAAUCAGGGGCGUCAGUUGGCCAUUGUAACGCCGCCCUCCUCAGCGACGGGCGUGGGUCCCCGCCCUGCGCCGCGUCGACCGUCGGCGCCCAUUCGCGGCCCGACUCCAGGAGGUCGAGUUUCCCUCAGAGCUCGCGGGCGGCUCGCUAUUCGCCCGUGUCGCUCACUCGCCAGGCCGCCCUCACCAGCCUCGACUACUCGUCCCCGCCGUCAGUCGCCUCCGACGCCAUCACCUACGUGCUUCUGCAGGAGGAGCCGCAGUCCCCGGACACGCCCGCGCCGUCGGGAGAUGCCUGCGCUCAGGAGCCUCCUUCUUCCGCUCCGCGCCGCGGCCGAGGUCAUCCUCCCGCGCCGAGCCCCGCCCGAAGUCCCCCUGCCGCAGAGGAGACGCACAGCCCUCCUCCUCCUCCUCCGCCCGCGCCCCCUGCAGAGACGGGGUCCGCCCGCAGCCCCCCGUGCAGGCCCAGUCACCAGGGCAAAGGCCGCAAGACCACGCCCAACGGAAGCCGAGGGAGCUCCGGCCGGGGCCCCUCGGCGAGGAACAAGGUCGGGCCAGCCGAGGGCGCCGACGGCAACCCCAGGUCCGCGCUCAUGGCGGCCGAGGCCAAGCGCGAGCCGAGGGCGGACCGCCGCGACGACCUCGAGGCCAAGGCGAAGAGAGCGUCGGGGAACUCCGUCAGGAACGGCCGCGUCGUCGGCGAGAGAGCUAAGAAAACGUCGUCGUCAUCGUCGUCGACGUCCUCAACGUCGUCGUCGUCCGCAGCGCGCGACGCCGAGAACAAUAAGGCGUCCAGCGCGCGGCCCUUUCGAGGGGCCAAGGGAGGCAGGGCGUCGGCGGGCGAGAAGGCGGCGCCCAAGACCGGCAAAGGCGGCGAGGCGGCGUCCAAGGGCGGCAAGGCGCACGCCGCCAGGGCCUCGAGGCACGGCGGGCGAGGCACCAAGGGGCGCCAGACUGACUCCCGCGGGCGGAGCAAGGGGCAGGACCUCGGCUUGGCUGCCGAACACCAAAGCGCCGACUCCGCCAUCCAGCUGUCGGCCCUCGACGCCUCCGACAGGAGCAAUGGGUCCGACGGCGCGGGCCAGCAGAGGCAGACAAGCCUCCUCUGCGGUCACAGUCAGAGCAACGGUGUGCAUCAGCGGGAAAUGGCAGCAGGAAGCAGCAGCAGUCUCCAGACCGCCCUGGCAGAGGACGCGCGAAGGCCUGCCAUUGUCACCGAGAGCCUGCAGGCCGGGAACAGCCUCGGCGACGCCCACAGGACCCAGCAUCACUUCAGGCACGGCCUCAGCAGCAGCGUGGAGAGUGGCAUCAUCCUCGACACUCCGUCCUCCGCCCUGUGCCACGUCGGGAGUAAGGAGUCCUAUGAUAUCUUCCUGACGGAGUUAUCGAAGACUCUGCCUCUCGCGCCGUCGCAGGGCGGCGAGUCUCGAACCCCCAAAGGCAGACGAAGCACUGAGCGGGUCGGCUUCUUAUUCGCACAACACUUCGGUUUCGCCCCCAAGCCUCUCCUACAGGAUCUCUUGUUCGGCCAUUGUCCACCGGGAAGGAACGCCGUCUCCUGAUCCUUCUACGUCGCCCUUUGAUGCACAGGAGUCGAGGCUGUAAGGAUGGUUAAAUGAAUGGUAAAUGGUUCUGAAAAAAAAAAAAAAAUGUGCCAGACAUCAAAAGUUGUAAGGAUUGGGUUGUGCGAAUAAGGAAUGUGUCUUGCGUUUGGGAUUUUAGUUUUAUUUUUGUUUGUUUUAUGUCUGUCUCUCUCUCUCUCUCUCUCUCUCUCUCUC
Messenger RNA from Penaeus monodon (black tiger shrimp), 4729 nucleotides. RefSeq names its product potassium/sodium hyperpolarization-activated cyclic nucleotide-gated channel 4-like. Gene Ontology annotation, molecular function: intracellularly cAMP-activated cation channel activity; intracellularly cGMP-activated cation channel activity; cGMP binding. The record is from RefSeq and is a predicted model, not a curated record. Bases 248 to 4513 code for a protein of 1421 amino acids. Lineage: Eukaryota; Metazoa; Arthropoda; Malacostraca; Decapoda; Penaeidae. The transcript is spliced from 20 exons. Gene Ontology annotation, cellular component: intracellular cyclic nucleotide activated cation channel complex; plasma membrane. Gene Ontology annotation, biological process: monoatomic cation transmembrane transport.